This is a messenger RNA of Labeo rohita (rohu), 686 nucleotides long. RefSeq names its product actin related protein 2/3 complex, subunit 3 (gene arpc3). Bases 112 to 648 code for a protein of 178 amino acids. NCBI's taxonomy places the organism in Eukaryota, Metazoa, Chordata, Actinopteri, Cypriniformes, Cyprinidae. The record is from RefSeq and is a predicted model, not a curated record. Gene Ontology annotation, molecular function: actin filament binding. The transcript is spliced from 7 exons. Gene Ontology annotation, biological process: regulation of actin filament polymerization; Arp2/3 complex-mediated actin nucleation. Gene Ontology annotation, cellular component: cytoskeleton; Arp2/3 protein complex.
UAUUGUAUUGGAAACUUCCUGUAUCGGUGUAGGGUGGGACAGCGGAAGCGGCAGCUCACAGCGCUGACAUAUUCAUUUUUGCCUGCUAGAUUUGGGACAUAUUGUACCAAAAUGCCGGCUUACCACUCAAGCCUGAUGGAUGCAGACACCAAACUGGUGGGAAAUAUGGCAAUGCUGCCCCUCAGAACACAGUUUAAAGGUCCUGCUCCUAAAGAAACUAAAGACACAGACAUUAUCGAUGAGGCCAUCUACUAUUUUAAAGCCAAUGUGUUCUUCAAGAACUAUGAAAUUAAGAAUGAGGCAGAUCGAACUUUGAUCUACACCACUCUUUACAUCUCUGAGUGCCUCAAGAAGCUCCAAAAGUGCAGUUCAAGAGGUCAGGGAGAGAAGGAGAUGUACACGCUGGGAAUUACCAACUUUCCCAUCCCUGGAGAACCUGGCUUUCCUCUGAAUGCCAUGUAUGUUAAACCAUCCAACAAACAGGAGGAAGAAACAAUGAGGGGUUACCUGCAACAAAUCCGACAGGAGACAGGACUGAGAUUGUGUGACCGCGUGUUUGACCCUCAGACAGACAAACCAAGCAAGUGGUGGGUGUGCUUUGUGAAGAAACAGUUCAUGAACAAAAGUCUGUCUGCACCUGGCCAGUAAGAAACCACUCAGGAUCUCUCUUGGUAUUUCUGCGUGGG